Molecule: messenger RNA, 2995 nt
Organism: Nomascus leucogenys (northern white-cheeked gibbon)
Lineage: Eukaryota; Metazoa; Chordata; Mammalia; Primates; Hylobatidae
Exons: 2
Coding region: 216-530 (104 amino acids)
Source: RefSeq, a predicted model, not a curated record
GAGCGCACGCGGGCCAAGGGCGCGCGACUGGGGAUGCUGGCCCGGGUUCUUUUAAGACGGGUUCUGGCCACAAGCGACGGCAGCUUCCGCGACCCCCAUCAGCCCCGCCUCACUCUGGACGCCGGGCUGCGAGCUCUGGGAAGCGCCCAACUUGGAAAGCGUCUUGCUUGCCCAGCGCGCGCUACUUCUCGGGCGAGCACCCGGCGCCGGGGCACAUGCUGCCCCCGCCCUUGCGCGCCUGCGGCUCCCGGCUCUCCCUCCCCUGCGCCGCGCUCUCGACUCGCUUUCCGCGGGAGCCUUCCAACCGGUCCUCGGCUGGGGAGAAGGACGGGAGCGGUGGGAAGAGCGAGGGUGUAGAGAGGGAAGUUAGGGCUUCCGCUUUCUUCCCCCACUCUAGCGGCGGCGUUCGGUCCUCUGGGUGGAAUGUGCUCGCAGCAGCAGUGACGGCGGCCACAGCACGGGAGGCACCCGAGCCAUACACCCUGCAGCUGGAGAGGAAAGGAUGGCCAAGGUGGGAGAGACUAGAGUGAACCAGCAGGAGGAAGUCCCAGGGCCGCGAAGCUACAACGGAGAUCCGUCCUGGAAAAAGCCUUCUCCACCCUGCACUUUAAGCGGCGGUGGCGGCAAACGGCAGGAGGUUGCAGACCCGACAGCGAGCCUCCCUCAUUCCAGUCUUGCUCUGCCCUCCGGAGAUGACAAGUGAGAAAGAAGUGUCCGGCCGGGCCAUCCCCUUCAGUUACCAGGAAUAACUGUAGAAUGUGCUGGGAAUGCAAUGUCCUGAGAUAAGGAGGAACUGCCUGAAACAGCCUGGACCUUAUUCCUGUACUUCCUAGGGAAUCUAACAUCUCAAGUUAAAGAGGAACUGCCCGGGACAGCCCGGGGACUGUUCCUCUCUCCUGAGAAGGAAGGUUACCUCCAAAGCUCAUCCAUUGAGUCACACUGCCCCUGUGGUGGAGGGCGGGCUGCCUUUCCAGGUUCCUCAGCUGUGGUGCAACUGAAGCAGGCACAAUCAAGACUCCAUCUGCUCAAGGCAGCUUUCUCGAACCUUGGGGAACCUACUCACAAUGGAUCACAGGCUUCUUUUGUUUCUUGCUGCCUAUCUGUAAGUAAUUAACUUGCUUCAUAUAACGUGUUGCAUAUGAGUGUGUUCUGUCUCAUAGACUCAGGGAAUUGGUAACACUGCAGCCGAGGAUGCAGUGGACAGAAGUGUUCUGACUCCUGUUCCUUGUGGUUGACACAGUGAUGACGAUCUCUUCUGUCCUCCAGAGUGGAAGUCCUCUCUUGGGAUUGGUUAUUGGUGAAACCACUUCGCAAUUUAUUAAGAUGGCAAAAGCUUAGGGAGCGGCAGAUUUGAGGGGAAGAUCAGGAUUUUUCUGUCAGUAUUGCAAAUAGUCAAAAAUAUGUGGUCCAAGAAGUGAUCAUUAUCUUUGGCAUUGUGCAAGUCAUUAGUGACCUUCACGUGAACAGUCUCAGUGGAGUGUUGGAGGAAAAAGCCUAACUGAAGAACGUUCAAGAGUGAAUGGAAAAAGAGCAGUAGUACAUGGAGAGUGCAGGCAAGUAUUUCCAGGGGCCUUUCUUUAAAGAGUAGUAGAGAAAGGAACAUCAUUUUUGGAUGGGGGGAGAGUUAAUUAUAGCAUGUUUAUAUGCUAAUGGAAGUGAUCUACUCAUGGGGAAAAUCUUGAUGAUGCAAGAAAGAAAGGGAUUUCUUGGAAUCUUGUCCUAUAACCGGUGAGAGGGGAUGGGUUCUAGAAGAAAAGGCGUGGGUCUUUGUUUGAGGUCAGGCAAUUCAUUUGUAGGAACCAGUAGGAAGAUGGUUAAGUGGGUACCUGUGGUAGUGGAUGUUUGUGAACAUUCUUUUCUUUUCUGUUGUUUCUAUUUUCUCAAUAAAGUGUGAAGCAAAAAUCAGCUGAGUGAAGAUGAGGAAGAAGGUGUUAAAGGUUUGAAGAAAAAAGGAAAAGGAUAUACUAAUCUAAGAGGACGAGUAAGUAGAACAUAGAUAAUGAAAAUGCUGGUCCUUAGGACUGUUGGGCCUAAAUGCUCAUACGAUAUUGGUGGUCACAAAUUUGAACUUCCUCUAGAGCCAAUUUUUGCAUGUGUGUGCAGCCCUGGAGUAGUUGGAGAGUUGGAUUUCAUAGGAUUGAGGGUCAAGCAACUACAACCAGGGAAGAGUGGGACAAGGGAGAUAAAGGAUAUUAGCAGGGGAGCAAUUAUAAACAUGGACCAUGAUCAAAACUGGAUAGGAAGGAAAAUAGGGAUAAGAGGGGUGGAAGGUUAAAAAUAGUGAAAAUGAGAUAGAAUGAAUAGGUUGUAGGUCCCUGUAAAGUUGAAGAAGUAUUAUUAUGCAGUACUCAUUAUUGAAAUGAGGUCACAAUGCUUAAGGCACAGUGAAUCCUAGAAAAUAGUGGUUUUGUUUCUCAUUAGGCAAUACAUUCCUCUUUGCUCCAGAAUGCAACAUACAUGUAUCCUUUUCUGUACUAUUUUUUAAGAAUUCAUACUUAAUUCCACUGACUGCCACUCAAUUUUAAUGUACAGUAGAGAAUUCCUGUACUAUGUAUUAUGAAUCCAUUCCUUUGAAUUUCAUUUAUAAUACUUCAUGACUGACACCUGGCUUUCCACCAAGACUCAAUUUUCAUAGCAAGCCUCAUCAUCAGAAGCCCCCAAAUUAACAGGAUGAGGAGGAAGAAUUGGCAGGCUAAAGAAGAUGAUUAUAUCAAUUAAUGCAGAAAAAGCAUUUGAUAAAAUCCAAUAUUCGUUUGUAAUUAAAAACUCUCAGCAAGUUAGGAAUAGAUAGGAAUUACUUCAACUUAAUGAAGAGUGUGUUUAAAAACCUUGAGUAUUUUCAUUAGUUAUAACAAAUGUACCACUCUGGUGGUGAAUGUUGCUAAGGUGGGAAGCUAUACAUGUGUGGGGAAAGGAGAUAUGUGAGCAAUUUCUGUACCUUCUACUCAAUUUUCUGUGCGCCUAAAAUUGCUGUAAAAAAUAAAGUUCUUUUUUU